Arvicola amphibius (Eurasian water vole) is the source of this 1377-nucleotide messenger RNA. It is a transcript of the gene Saxo1, whose product is annotated as stabilizer of axonemal microtubules 1. Gene Ontology annotation, molecular function: microtubule binding. Gene Ontology annotation, cellular component: centriole; axonemal microtubule; cytoskeleton. Lineage: Eukaryota; Metazoa; Chordata; Mammalia; Rodentia; Cricetidae. The transcript is spliced from 3 exons. Gene Ontology annotation, biological process: microtubule anchoring. Bases 151 to 1377 code for a protein of 408 amino acids. The record is from RefSeq and is a predicted model, not a curated record.
CACUGUCCGCAUCUUCCUACGAAGAUUUAUGAAAAAACUGAGAAACCAUGUCUCCUCUCCGAGUACACCGAGAAUUAUCCUAUCUAUGAGUCGUACCUGCCCAGAGAUUCCUUUAAGCCCAAGAGGGUGUACAAGAAAGGAGCCGUACCGAUGGAGGGCCUGACCACAGCCAGGAGAGAUUUUGGGCUUCACAAAAUGGUACCAGUGAAAUUCCAUCAGCCUGAGCCGUACAUUCCAAGCGAAGAGACUAUGGAUAUGCUCACCACAUAUAAGCAAGAUUUUAACUACCUCCCUGUCUGUCAAGUUGGCCCCAUCAAACCUCCGGACACUAAAUUUCCAAAUGACAAGAUACAGUAUCUGCCUACUUACAAAGUUGAUUAUUUACCUUGGAACCAACCCAAACGAGAGCUGCUUCGUCCACCACACAAGUACCGGCCAGAGUCGACCAAGUUUGAAAACAGAACCACACAUCAGGAUGACUAUACCAUGAAAGGCCUUGUGACUACCGUAAGCUGCAAGCCUCCGGCUAAACCAAAGCUCUGUAACAUCCCUUUGGAGGAUCUGACCAACUACAAGAUGAGCUAUGUGCCCCACCCUGUGGAGAGGCGCUAUGUCAAAGAGCCUGAGAAAUUUAUACCCUGCGACAUCCCUUUCGAGAACUUGACCACCCACAAAGAGUCCUACCGAGGCCUCCGGGGGGAGCCUGCCAAGAGCUCUAAACCUCCGGCCAAGUGCCCUAUGCAAGAUAUACCUUUCUCAAACUCCACCGAGUUCCAAGAUAAGUUCCAAGCUUGGCCAACACCCCAGGUACCCGCCAAAGCUCCCGCUGCCUAUGUCCCUCCUGAGGAGAAGAUGGAUCUUCUGACGACUGUGCAGACCCAUUACAGGUACCUUAAGGGUAGCCCUGCUCACACUUGCCGGCCUGUGCCUCCUGUUAAGAAUAGCAGCUGCUUUGAAAGCUCCACCACCACCAAGGACGAUUACAAGCAGUGGGCAGCUGCGCUCACAAAGCCAGUCAAACCCAGGCACCAUCUAACCCUGCCUAUCGAGCCUUUGGACUGCCAGACUACCACUAAGAUCUGCUAUGUGCCCCACCCACCUAUUGCUACUAAAAACUACAAGCCCCCCUGGCUUGGCCUACGGAGAAACACCCCUGUGGAGGGUCAAACUACCUACUCCAUUAGCUUUACUCCCAAGGAGAUGGGCAGGUGCCUGGCAUCAUACACUGAGCCCCCCGGCUACAUCUUUGAGGAGGUGGACGCUAUGGGGCACAGGAUAUAUAGGUCCAUCUCUCAGACAGGCUCUAGGCAGAACAGCUGUCUUUCUAUAAACGACACAGAAAAGGCUGGCCAGAAGGAACUGGAAGUGUCAGCCUGA